AUGAGUCAAAAAAUCCUUAGCGCGAAACAUCGUGGGAAUCUCAAGCACAGUCCAGCACGCUGGCGUUGCACAGCUCCCCUUUCGCAGUGUGCACCACCACAACGUUCCUCCAACACCUGGCGAGGCCUAGCCUCCACUGCCACAGACUCCCCGGCGCUGAGCACCGUUACUGGCACUGCACCUCCACUCCAUCGUCUCGCCAGUCGGGGCAGCAGACUCCAGUUCCAUCGCAGCCGGACCACGCUGCGCAAUCAGGCUACAGCUACAGACGUUGGCGUCCCUCCUCUGCUGCCUUGUCGCAGAGCUGUCCUCCGCUGCUCCGGCCACUCCACACCGCCACAGUCGCACCAAGGCCUAGACCUUCUCUCUGGCUCGUGCCAUCGGAUUUCACACAACAAACUUUUUCCCCCUUAUUUUUCUAAAGAGCACCGGCGAACAGGCCGACUCGAACAGGCUCCGCCAACCGUCCGUCCUCAAGGCACCACCUCCUUGCCGCUCCACCUCUGCUCCGCAGCCAGGGCCACCGCCAACUCCAGCCUAAAGCUGCCCGGCGGGGGCAGGGGCUCAAGGUCUUCUCUCGGUGAAGUCAGCGCCCAGGCUGGCGUCACUACCUUAUUUUCCAAGGCCGCUUCCUCAGGCAAAGGCUUGGGCUUCAGGGCCCCCUGACCCCUGGGCCGGGUCCAGUAGGCCAGUGCAGUAAUUCAUCCCUGGCGGUGAGGUCUCCCACUCCCGGCUCCUCCAGCACUGAAAACACUACAGAACGCAAUUUGCUCCUCCAUGGAAAACGUGCCCAUCUACAGGUGCUGCUUUGGAAAGCAGCAGACCGUCCUGAUCCACCGGCUGUGGAUAUAACCGCGUUUGGAGGGAGUUAGAAGACAG
Molecule: messenger RNA, 879 nt
Organism: Alosa alosa (allis shad)
Lineage: Eukaryota; Metazoa; Chordata; Actinopteri; Clupeiformes; Clupeidae
Exons: 3
Coding region: 1-666 (221 amino acids)
Source: RefSeq, a predicted model, not a curated record